Molecule: messenger RNA, 2052 nt
Organism: Miscanthus lutarioriparius
Lineage: Eukaryota; Viridiplantae; Streptophyta; Magnoliopsida; Poales; Poaceae
Source: the annotation of a GenBank genome assembly
AUGGUGCGGGCGCUGGUCGCCAAGGCCAUGGACCACCGUGAGCGUGAUGGCGCAGGUCAUCGGAGUGUGUGGGCCAUCUCGGGACAUGGGUCAUCAAAGCGUGACGACGACGACGACCGUCGGAGCGCCGUGAGAAGUCACCGGGCGCACGAGCUAGGUAGAGGCCAGAGAGUGGGGUCGCCGAGGCCCAUGGAGUCUAGGGCCAUGGAGCGUGUUUGGUGCGGGGUGGCAUGGCACGUGAAGCGAGCACGGGAGGAUAAGGAGGAGAAAAGGAAAGAGAGAGAAAAGGAAAGAGAAUAUAAGCGCAGCUGCGCAGGGGGGAUGUUGCCUGUUGGCUGUUGCAAGCCACAAAGUCCACAAUUUCUCUUUUUGAAAGGGAAAAGUCCACAAAUUAGAGCACGGCAUCGAUCACUACUGCCAUACAUGUGCCUGAUCAUCAUUGAUGGCCUGCAAGAAAAAGGAAUGUGGUACGGUAUACGGGGUGCCUUGGCUGAAUCUCUUCCAUAUAGCCGAAUAAUCGUGACCACAAGCACCCAAUCAAUCGCCGCUGCCUGUAGCCCUGAGAGAUACAUUUACAAAAUGCGAGGUCUUGGAAUUUCCAAGUCAAGAGAAUUAUUCUGGUUAGAGCUCAGAAACCGAGCAGGUCCUACGCCUGCCUUGGAGCAUGCUUUGGAAGAAUUCUUAGCCAAAUGUGAUGGUUUGCCACUAGCCCUUGUUAGUGUAGCUAAAUAUUUGCGUGAGAAAGGAGAAAAUGUACAUUUACUUGAACUGGGCCCAGGAGCCUUUGACGAAUUGGAAAGAGUGCUUAUGCAGUGCUACGAUAGCCUGCGUGGUGACGAUCACAGGUCCUGUUUGCUUUAUCUCAGCAUAUUCCCAAAGGGUCAUUGCAUUAGGAGGAAGAGCCUUAUGAGAAGAUGGGUAGCUGAGGGACUGGUUUCCGGAGAUGUCACUCGCAGUGCAGAACAUGUUGCGCGUGACCAUUUUGGUGAGUUGGUUGACAAGAAUCUCAUUGAACCUGUGCUGAUUGGCAGUAACUCCGUGAUCAAGAGUUUCCGUGUUCAUGAUGUCAUGCUAGAUUUCCUCGUCAACAAAGCGGUCUCAAAAGACAUGGUCACCCUAAUUCGAGAGGAUGAGCCCCUCCGCAACAAGGAAGGAGCCCAUCCUGUCCGCCGAUUGUCGUUGACGAUCCGCAACGGUGGCCUUUUUGAGUUCCAAGGUUGCCAGUUUCUGCGAGUCUUGGAUCUUGAAGGUUGCAGGGGCAUUGAUGACUGGACUCUUCAUUGCAUAUGCAAGCUGAUCUUGCUCAAGUACCUGAGUUUAAGGGGUAGCGAUGUGUGUCAGAUCCCCAAGAAAAUAAAAAAUCUAGGGUGCUUACAGACACUGGAUAUUCGAGAGACACAGGUAAACAAACUGCCUAUGGAAGUAUUAGUGCUCCCAAAUUUAGCUUACCUGUUUGGUCAAUUUGAGCUACCUGGAGAACUAGAAGAUGAGAAGAGUAGCAAGGUGGAGGCGUUCUUCUCCAAGAAAAGUGUCCUGCGGAUAAUAUCAGGAUCUGUCAUGGACAGAAAUGGUGGUGGUUCUGAGCUCAUCCUGCUUCGCAUGAGGUUUCUGGAGAAGGUUAAGAUAUGGUGCAAGCAUUCUAUUACCAUCGAUUCAGAAGAUUUAGCUUACUCCCUCCAGAAAAGCAUCUCAAAACACAAUGGCCUAAAAUCUCUAUCAAUUAAUUUUGGGGAUGAGUCCAUAAACUUCCUCGACUCUGUAUUACUAGAAGGUCCCAGCAUGCUCAGCUCCAUCAAGCUGCGGGGAAGAUUAAGCAGACUGCCUAAUUUCUUUACCUUGCUUGCUCUCUACGAGUUGCAGCUGUCCAAUACAAGUUUGAGCAUUGAAGAUUUAUCUGGCCUUCAACAGUUACCUCAGCUGGUUUAUUUGAAGCUUGUUGAGGGUCGGCAUGCGUUCUGGGGCGGCCGUAUCGUUGUGAAAGAAGAUGGAUUCCCGAGCCUCUGUCCGCUGUGCUUCGACGCCCCCAAAGCUUCCGGAAGUGCAUAUUCAUGA